Pocillopora meandrina is the source of this 705-nucleotide messenger RNA. The record is from the annotation of a GenBank genome assembly. NCBI's taxonomy places the organism in Eukaryota, Metazoa, Cnidaria, Anthozoa, Scleractinia, Pocilloporidae.
AUGGAAGCUAUCAAUAGCCUUGCAUUUUCAGUUGGGCGUUAUAUUUUUGGUAUUAUUGACUGGAAAAUCUGCGAACUGAAGAAGAUUGACUCAAAAACACGCAAACUUUUGAACAUGCACAAGAUGUUACAUCCUAAAGCAGAUGUGGAAAGGCUGUACAUCUCAGGAAAAGAUGGAGGAAGGGGCCUGAUUGAAGUAGAAACAGCAUUCAAAACAGUUACAAUAGGGAUCAAUCAUUAUCUGAGGCACAAAGAAGGGCAUUAUCCAAAGCAGGUGCUUGAACAUGAGAGAUAUAAAGCCAAAAAUUCAAUGUCCAAGAAUGCUACCAAGUUCAAAAGGGAAAUAACUGCCAGAGUUUGAGAACAGAGAAGAAAAAUCAGCCUCGGAAAAUGCUAAGGCCCUAAAACACAUAUUCAAGUUUAAGAUGAAAUCCAUAAAAGAAGAAAAGUGGAAAUUAAAACAUUGUAUGGCCAGUAUCCCAGGAUUCUAGAGAAGCCUCAAGCAGACACAGUCACCACCAACAAAUGGUUGUCAAGUAAUCUGAAAGAAAAAACAGAGGGACAGCUUGUCGCAGCUCAAGACCGGGCAGUAAACACCAGAAACUACCAGAAAGUAAUAGGAGGCCAGCAAAUGACAGCAAAUGCAGAAUGUGUUCGCAAUAUGAAGAGACAGCUGGACCAUACUGUAUCCGGAUGUGAGGCUUAG